Zychaea mexicana is the source of this 849-nucleotide messenger RNA. RefSeq names its product NADP-dependent oxidoreductase domain-containing protein. The transcript is spliced from 7 exons. Gene Ontology annotation, cellular component: cytoplasm. Lineage: Eukaryota; Fungi; Mucoromycota; Mucoromycetes; Mucorales; Lichtheimiaceae. The coding region runs from base 1 to 849 and encodes 282 amino acids. The record is from RefSeq and is a predicted model, not a curated record.
AUGUGUUUAGAGUAUGGUUGUCGAGCUAAAGGUGGACAUCAAAACCACCACCAUUUUCUUCUUAUUCUUGCUGUUGCGGUUGCUGCUCUUCAUCGUGUUUGUACUGUCGUUGCCCUUGCGGCUAGUGUUCUGGUGGUGUGGGUGCUUCGUGGUUCAAGAUGCCACCUUUGUCCCGCUAGUCUUCUCCUCUGUUAUGUUCUUGCUUUCCUUUACUUUAGAGACAGAUUCCAUGAGUACAGUGAGAAGGAAGAAAGGACCAUACAUAGAUACCACUACAACCUCAAAGCUUGUGAAGCUAGUAGUGAACGUCUCGGCGUAGAUACCAUCGAUUUGUGCUAUCUGCAUCGUCCAGAGCCCAACACUCCCAUCGAAGAGACGAUGGAGGUAUUGGUAGAGUUGAGGAACGAAGGCAAAAUCCGAUACAACGGCCUAUCGGAAGGUGUUGUCGAUGAGCGUAGUGUGGAGAGAAUGCAUCGCGCCCACAAGGUCCAUCCUAUCGCCGCUUACCAAGUCGAAUUUAAGCCUUGGACACUGGAUAUUGAGACAAAUGAUAUGCUCAAAACUGCAAGAGAGCUUGAAAUCUCCAUUGUUACUUAUCGUAGAAGAUACCCUUGUUUCUCUCCUGAAAACUUUUCAAGAAUGUUAAACUUGUUGAGAAAAUUAGAGUCCUCGCCGACAAAAAAGGUGUCAGUACAGGUACUGGCGCAUAAAAAUGAUUUUAUCGCUAUCCCCGGAACGAAACGCAUUAAGUACCUCGAGCAGAACGCCAAUGGUGGCAAAAUACAACUUUCUGAAGGCGAAGUGAAGGAAAUCCACAGAGUAGUUGAUGCUGCCACUCCGCCAAAAUAG